AUGGGCAGCUCUCUGACGCGGAUACAUCCCGUGGAGGUCUUGUGCGAGAUUUUUGCUCCGGCGCCGCCACCGCCACCGCCACCGCCGGAGCCGGAAGCGCCCUGCAGCAAGGCCACAUGGCCCUGUUGGCCCUCGCCCAGGGAAGGUGACAGCUUCUUCGGCAUCCCCGGGUAUUCCUUUCUGGUGGUGUGGCUCACCGUGCUGUACCACAUCACCUACAUCGUCCGCCUGGAGCGGCAGCGCUUCCUGCAGAAGCAGGCGGCGCACCAGGCGGGCUUUGCCACCUACCUCACGUACCGCUUCGGGCACUGGUACGCCUGGACGCCGGCGGCCUCGGUGAAAGUGCUGCUGGUGCUCUCAGCCACGCUGCUGGUGGCCGGCGGCUUGAGCCACAGCGCGCUGUCCCAGUCCUCCAUCCAGGAGUCGCUGUGGCGGAGUUGGAUUUGGAUCGCGGACCCGGACGGCGGGGAGUCCGCGGAGCCCGGGGGCCACGCCGUGGGCGUGGUGGUCUCCAUCGGGGGCAUGCUGAUCUUCGCGCUGCUGCUCUCGUUGAUCACCUCUGCCUUCGAGGACUUCUUGUGGCAGAUCCGGCACGGGUCCAUCCCGGUGGUGGAAGGCGAUCACAUCGUGAUUUUGGGCUACGAUAAGUCAGCGAUCACCAUGAUCGAGGAGCUGUGCAGUGCAAUGGAGACCUCCGGUGGAGGCCUCAUUGCAAUCCUUGCACCAGAGGGCAAAGUGGAGGUUGAACGAUGCCUCCAAGAUGCCGACGUGAAGUUGCGCAACUCUUCUGUGGUGGUCCGCUCAGGGCAACCGUACAACGAGGAGGACGUCACGCGAGUGGCGGUGCAGACUGCACGGCGCAUCGUGGUGCUGGCGAACAAGGCGGUGUCCCGUGAGGAAGCCGACGCGCAGACUUUGAAUGUGCUGCUGACGCUGCAGGGGCUGAACUAUUCACAGGAUGCCAAGGACAGGUGUACCAUCGUGGAAUGCUGUCUCGUGCGGAACCAGAACCUGUUCCGCUCCCUAGCGGCAGGACCCAUGCAGGUUUUGGCGACGCAGGAUUUCAUCGGCCAGCUGUUGGUGGAGGCCAGUCGUCAGCGUGGCCUGUCGCAGGUGAUCAGCCAGACCUUGGGCUUUGACGGCAUGGAGUUCUACAUCGCCGAGGUCAAGGGCAUCGAAGGCUGGUCAUUUCGGGACAUCCUCUUCGCACUGGGGGCAUGCAUACCCAUCGGGUACAUGCUGGAGACGAACGAGGUGGUGCUGCUGCCCCCAAUGGAGCACACCUUUCUGGGCACGGAGCGCUUGAUCUGCCUCUCUGAGGAUGCUUCAACGCUACCCGUGGCCAUUGCCCCAGGAAUGCACGAGAAGGUGACCAAGAUCCUUAGUGCCCACACGCUGAGACCUACAGGCUCAUCGGAGGAUAUGGUAUCGCAAACGCAGAAAGCCUUGAUCAUCGUCAUCGGCUGGAACGAGGGCAUCGGCUCCAUCAUGCACGAGGUAGACUUAGUGGUGGCCAAAGGCUCCUCCGUGGUCAUUUACGCGCCUGAAGACCCGACCUUCCGCGAGGAAUAUUUGGACGCGUCUCAGGUGCGACGGAACUACAAGUACCAGAACCUCACUGUGCAGCAGAUGCAGGGAGCGCUGGGGGCACGGUACAAGCUGGAGGGUUUGCCCUUGGAGGCAGCCAAGAAGAUUUUCAUCUUGGCGGACAAGACGGAAAGCAGUUGUCAGGAGGAAGCGGAUCGGCUCACCGUGGCGACGCUGCUGCAGGUGCGGGACAUCCUGCGGGUCCGCGCCACCUGCCACCCGGAUCUCGUGAUCCUACCCCAAGCCCCUCCAUUUGCGGCUUGUUUGCUGACUUGCUCUUGGGCAACACUGGCCGGAUUUGCAUCCGAAGCCUCUCCGACUACUCGCGCUUGGAUGAGGAGGGCUGCUUGA
Molecule: messenger RNA, 1938 nt
Organism: Effrenium voratum
Lineage: Eukaryota; Dinophyceae; Suessiales; Symbiodiniaceae
Source: the annotation of a GenBank genome assembly